CCUUUUCCUGCACCCAUAGCAUCCUCGGUACCUUUGUAUCAGGCUUCUUCAGGUCAUGGCAGCUCCCAACUCCACCCCAACUCCAUCGAGGCUAUUACACGUAGAAGCCAUGCAGACGGUGACACCGGGAAGGAUGGCGGAGGCCGGGCAGUCGCGCCGGAUCUCCGUUGCCUCUCCGCUUCGGCCUGAGAUUCUACAAAGCCGCCUUCGAAUCAUUCUUUACUAUAAGAAAGCCGGGGAGGAGGAGUCGGCAUCGGCAGCGGUCGUGGCGGCGUGGAUCAAGGAGACACUGAGUGCGGCAAUAGCGGAUGAGCCGCUGCUCGCCGGCAGGCUUCGAAGGGACGAUGAAGGCGAUGGCUGCUGGGAGAUCAAGUUCAAUGACUCGGGAGUGAGGUUGGUGCAGGCCUCGGCGGAGAUGACCAUGUCGGAGUUCUUGGGCUCAACGGAGAGGGAUAGUAGGGAGGGUCAGCUGGCCUAUUGGGUGGACGUCGACAAGGAGAAUCCUCAGUACUCGGCACUGUUUUACAUUCAGGUGACCCAAUUCCAGGGUGAUGGAUACUCCAUCGGAAUCAGCUGUAGCCUCUUCCUGGCGGAUCCUCUGUUCUUAGCGCGGUUCCUCAAGUCCUGGGCCCAAACCCACACCCAAAUGCUUGCCCAAGGCCAACUUUCCACGAACCCCAUUUUUCAUUUGGGCUACUUCCAAAGACCUGGCCGGCCAAACCGCAUCAAGUCUACUCCACUUGACUCCAUUCCGGUGAGCCCCGCCUCCACCACCACCAUGCUCUUCAAGGUGGGUCGAGCUCGAGACCAAGGCUCGCCAUCUUGCAAUGAGCUUGCUAUCCUCUGCCUCAAAGAGGCUACGCAAAGGAUGGAGGGCAAGGACAUCUCUAAUUUUACCCUCAUCAUUAACGAUCACGCAGGCGACCUAAAGGUUGAAUCUUGCAGCACAAAGGGGUCGACUCAACUCAGCAAGCCCUUCAAUGGUGCAAUCAGUGUAGUAUGGUGGGACGAGCUUGGCAUCGAAGAAAUGGCUUUUAAUCAAGGAAAUUUGCCCAUCCACGUGUCCUAUCGUGUCGUGUCAUGCGCCGAUGAAGGGCAUGUGAUGGUGAUGCUACCCUCGGACGAGGAAGAUUCUUCGGAUUUGAUGAUCAGCGCAAUAAUCCCGAAGAAAAUUUAGGGUUGUGAUAUGUUGCUUCAUUAUGUCAACACUUUGUCAAUGUUGCAUGCUUUGUGUUAGAAGUGUUUGGGGGUAUUAGUUGAUGGGGAGUUGGCUAUGUGUAACUAUAUAUUUAUCCUGAUAAAGAUAUCUUUGAUCUUUUGGAUGUGUAUAUGAUCUUGGUCCCUUAUUGGGAACCUUUUGUUAAUAUUUCAACAAACCAUACUUUGAUUGGGUGUA
Phoenix dactylifera (date palm) is the source of this 1396-nucleotide messenger RNA. RefSeq names its product HXXXD-type acyl-transferase family protein. Lineage: Eukaryota; Viridiplantae; Streptophyta; Magnoliopsida; Arecales; Arecaceae. The record is from RefSeq and is a predicted model, not a curated record. Gene Ontology annotation, molecular function: acyltransferase activity, transferring groups other than amino-acyl groups.